AUGGAUGUGGCUCUCGAUAUUCUCGAUCCCUUCGUUCUGGAUAAGGCUUAUGCCUGGGCGUUACCUUAUCCUGGCGUCGACCUGACCAAUUCCACAGAUUCCAGUCUCUCGGCGCCUACCUCCUUAUGGCCACGCGACAACAUCUAUCGUCAAAUCAUCUCGAUUCUCGUCAUCACUCAAGUCGGCGCGACGCUCCUCUACCUCUUCUUCAGUGCUCUAUCCUACUAUUUUAUCUUUGACCGACGGCUCGAGUACCAUCCUCGCUUCUUGCCGAAUCAAGUCUCUCAGGAGAUCAAAUCAUCGCUGGCCGCUGUUCCAAUCAUUAAUAUUCUGACCUUGCCGUGGUUCCUGGCUGAGGUGCGCGGUAAAAGCUUGCUUUACGCCAAUGUUGACGACUAUGGCUGGCCCUGGCUGAUAAUCUCGUCAAUCCUGUACAUGGCUUUCAAUGAUUUUGGAAUUUACUGGAUCCAUCGCUUGGAGCAUCACCCUAGCGUGUACAAGUACAUUCACAAGCCACAUCAUAAAUGGAUCGUUCCCACUCCAUGGGCUGCACUGGCUUUCCACCCGCUUGAUGGAUAUGUGCAGUCUCUUCCAUACCAUGUCUUCGUCUUCAUUUGCCCAAUGCAGAGAUAUCUGUACAUGGUCCUCUUCAUUGCGGUCCAGAUCUGGACCAUCCUGAUUCACGACGGUGACAUGAUUACGGGUCAUUGGACUGAAAAGUUCAUCAACAGCCCCGCGCACCACACAUUGCACCACAUGUACUUCACCGUCAACUAUGGACAAUACUUCACCUGGGCCGACAAUUAUUAUGGCUCGCACAGGGCACCGGAGCCAGCGCUAGAUCCUCUGAAUGAUGCCCUCAAGGUGAUGCGCGCGAAGGGGCUCGUGGACGAGCAGGGCAACCCAAUCAAAAAGCCAAAACGCGAGUAA
This is a messenger RNA of Aspergillus alliaceus, 930 nucleotides long. Its product is annotated as sterol desaturase family protein. The transcript has 3 exons. Gene Ontology annotation, molecular function: oxidoreductase activity; iron ion binding. Gene Ontology annotation, biological process: lipid biosynthetic process. Bases 1 to 930 code for a protein of 309 amino acids. The record is from RefSeq and is a predicted model, not a curated record. NCBI's taxonomy places the organism in Eukaryota, Fungi, Ascomycota, Eurotiomycetes, Eurotiales, Aspergillaceae.